GUUGGUGUGUAUCUACUGUCAGAAGUCAGACAUCACAGCUCCCUGUUGCAAUGCAGUUCCUGGGGCGUCUUUUGGACACGGUCUCCUCUGUAUCAACUCUCUUCACCAACCCUUAUCGGGUGAGGGAUGUGCAGCUGUCUGACUACGGUGGAGGAGGAAAGGUCAAGCUGCAACAAGACGGACGUCUGGUUCUGUACAAGAAUGGCCAAUGUCAAUCAUGGGACUGUGUGCUUAUGUGCCCCGACACACCUACGGUUGCUCUGAGACUUUUUCAGGUGGCGUCAGAGGAGGAUGCCAUGAACUGGUUCCCACAGUACGCUCUGAAGCUCCCGCCCUUCUAUGAGACACUCCCGCCAAUGAAGGCUGAGACGGCGCAGAUGAUCGUGGACUGCCUCCGCAACCACCCGGAUUGGAGCGCUGCUCACAUCGCGGUGGAUACGGGGCUCAGGGAGUGCCUCAAGCAUAACUAUGUCCAAAGUCAGAUCAACACUCGGGAUGUGCAGGGUCAGACGCCGUUGCACCUGGCGUGCGAGCGAAGCGACUCGGCGUGUGUGAAGGAGCUGUUGGAGGAGAGCCAGGCUCGCACGGACAUCAGAGACCACCAUGGGGAGACGGCCAUGCACUUUGCCGCCAAGCAUGACUCCCCUGUCAUCAUCCAGGUCCUGUGCUCGCGGUUGUGCUCCGGCGUGGAUGAGCUCAACAACAACGGGGAGACGCCGCUCCACGUGGCUUGCCGCCUGGGCAGGGUGGAGGCCAUCAAAGCCCUCCUGGGGGGCGGGGCCAAGUGCAACAUCCUGGGCGGAGUUGGCUACCCGAUCCACACCGCCAUGAAGUACAGCGAGAAGGGCUGUGCAGAGGAGGUCUUAAAUGCGGACCCUGACCAGGUGCAUGCUGAAGACUCGCUGUAUGGAGGGACGCCCCUCCACUGGGCGAAAACAGCCGAGAUGUGUCGUAUGCUGCUGGAGAAGGACUGCGCCAUCAACUACCUCAGCAAGACUGGCGAGACCGCCCUCCACAUUUUGACCAAGAAGGGUCGCUUCGAAGCGGCCAUGGUUCUGCUCACCCAUGGCGCCAACGCCAACCUGAAGGGGCAGGAUGGCAACACGGCGUUACACCUAGCCAUGAAGAUGGAUCACAUGGAGUUGAUCAAAGCUCUGAUUGUGUUCGGGGCCGAUGUGGAGAUCCACAACGACUUGGGAGAGACGCCAGGACUGAUCGCUGCUCGCACCAGCAAAGGUCCCAAUAGGAAGAUACUGCUGGACAUGCUGUGUAGUGUAGGUGUGCAACGCUGCCUGCCUCCCUCCCCUGGCAGCCUUCCCCCGCUCUCCAACAAGGCCGUAGCGCCAGGCAUAGGCUUUGAGGACAUUAUGCACAUGGGAGCUGCCAUCACUGCAAUGAGCGGAGGCACAUCACAAGUGGACGGUAACAAGAAACGGAGGAUGGACAGACUGUUGUGUCUGGAUGGAGGAGGCAUCAAAGGCCUGGUUCUGAUCCAGAUGCUUAUUGCCUUGGAGAAAGAAGCCGGCCAGCCCACAAGAGAACUCUUUGACUGGGUGGCUGGCACCAGUACCGGCGGAAUCCUGGCCCUGGCUAUAAUCCAUGGAAAGUCCAUGGAGUAUCUCCGCUGCUUGUACUUCAGGAUGAAGGAGCAGGUGUUCAAAGGGUCUCGCCCCUACGAGUCUGCCCCGCUGGAGGACUUCCUGAAGAAAGAAUUUGGGGAGAACACCAAAAUGACAGAUGUCCAGUAUCCCAGGGUGAUGGUGACCAGUGUUCUAGCAGACCGCCACCCGGGAGAGCUCCACAUCUUCAGGAACUACGACCCGCCCUCCGUCCAAAGAGAACCCCCCUACGCCACCACGGCCACUUUCAAACCUCUCACCAUCCCGCAAGAGCAACUUGUGUGGCGAGCUGCCCGGUCCAGUGGUGCCGCCCCCACCUACUUCCGCCCAAUGGGACGCUUCCUGGAUGGUGGGCUGUUGGCCAACAACCCCACGCUAGAUGCCAUGUCAGAGAUACAUCAGUAUUACAAAGUUCUAAAAGCAGAGGGCCACGGAGUUGAAAUCAAGAAACUUGGUCUCGUUGUUUCCCUUGGCACUGGUAAACCUCCCCAGGUGGCGGUGAGUUCCGUGGAUGUUUUCCGACCCUCCAACCCUCUGGAGCUGGCCAAGAGCAUCGUGGGAGCGAAGGAGCUGGGCAAGAUGCUGGUGGACUGUUGUACUGACUCAGAUGGCUGUGCAGUGGACAGAGCCAAAGCCUGGUGUGAAAUGAUUGACACAGUCUACCACAGACUGAGCCCGCAGCUUUCUCAGGAAGUGAUGCUGGAUGAAGUCAGUGACGUCGUUCUGGUGGACAUGCUGUGGGAAACUCAGAUGUACCUGUAUGAGAAGAGGGACGUGCUGCAGUCCCUCGCCAAAGCGCUACUCUUGGAGAACUAAAAAAAAAACAAAAAUGACGCAGACACACUCAUGAGCUGAUGCUUACAGCAUGAUGAAAUUAUGACAGGGAUCACUGAUAGAUGACAGGAGUGUUCUGAAGGGCUUCACUCUGAAAGUUCAGCUUCUGCAGAUACGUGACUGAUUAUACUGGCGUAGCACCAAACCUCUGAAGAACAAGCAAGCUUAACAACAGGUCACACGUUCCAUUCUUGAUAGUUUUGUGUGUGCAUUUUUUUUAUAUUUAACUCAUUGAUAUUACUCUUAUCUCUUGUGAUGCAUUGUUGACAAAAUGUGAUGCUGCUUGCAUGAUGAGGAGGAGGACGAAGCAGCCUUUUUUUCCACAUGAUCUCCACACGUUAUCAUUUACCGACUUAAAGUUCAACCUCUUCAUGACUUUUGUACCACUACGUACCUCAUUUUACCUUACAUGUUAUCUGAAGGAAAAUGUACAUGACCUAGGUACACCUGCUCCUAUGAGAGCCAGUGCAAGACCUUUAUCACAUUAGCAGGCAAUGAUCACGUUGAUUGACUACAUGUUUAUUAUUCUGGUUGUAGUUUACACUGCAUCAUACUGAGAGCUGCUUCAAACAUUUUGGUGACCCUUAGUUACCGAGAGAAGAAAAAAUGUUUAAACUAAUUCUUGGUAUCUUCAGUUUAUUUGCAGAGUGUUAAUACCUCACUGACGGUGUAAAUCCAAUCUGUAAAGACAGAUGUUUUAAUGUAGUUUUUGGUAAUUGAUUUCUUUAGAUUUUAUAGAUGUACAAAAAAAGGAUACUACAGUUACCAACUUACUUGAAAUUCAAGCAGAAGAUCAACUGGACACAAGCUACUUUAUUGUCCCAUUUUGUAUACGUAUAUAUUUAAAAAGCACAUAUUCAUAGUCAUUACAUUUUAAUGUUGAAUAUCCAAUAAAAAUAUUUUUAUGUCAUACAGAAAAUAUGCGGUUUAUUGAUUAUGGUCUGGCAUUACCUGAGUAGGUGUUCACAUUUCAUGUUUUUGUUUACUACACACAUUUUUGUUUAGUUGUAAUCAAGCCAUAGACAAGUAAAGGUAUGUGUAGGUAACCAAUGUAAAAAAUGUUUUUAAUGUGGUACUAACCUAAUAAUGUACUGCAAAAUAUCAAACUUGAAUGGCAAAAUGUGAUUGUAAUAAAAACAGAAAGAAAUUGGGAUACACUAAAUACAGUAAGUAUAAUACUUUAAACAAAGCUUGCUUAAGUAAAAGCACUGUUACAGAAUUUAGAGACCACAUUAAAACGUGUCUCAGAAUGUUUUGUGAUGUCAUACUUGGAGCAGAAAGUUUGUUGUCAUGCUUUCUCCCCUGCAGAUGGCACCCGUGAUCAAUGUUCUGAGUCCUGUCCAGAGUGAAAGAACACCUCGUGGACGUGUGCUACUGUGGAUCUCUGUAGAUCAUUUGUCAGAAAAGGCUUGGAGGCAUAACAGGUGCUGCAUGUACUGAAUGCGCGUGUGACAUAAGAUAGUGGUAGUCUUGAUAAGUAGUCUUGCUCUACAGUCAAAUUACCCCAAAAUAUCAUACUUUUCUACAAGAGAGGAGAAAUAUGAUCUUAGGGAAAAACUUAAAAAAUCAUAUGCGACAACAACGCUAAAAACCCACAGCAUUUCAGUAUGUGGAAUCAAAUUAUGGAACAGACUGAGGAAGGAACUCAAACAAAACACCAAGAUCAGCGAAUUCAAGAAACAAUACAAGCAAUUGACAUUUGCAAAAUACAAGGAAGAGUCUUGAAAUUGUUUUGUUAUGUUUGUCUCAAUUCAUUAUUUAUUUAUUAUUACACUGAUUAUUAUAUAUGAUUUCUACAGUAUUGUGAAAAAAUCUUAAUUACAUCAUCAUAUUGACACAUUACCUUCUCAUUCUUCUAUGUAUUAAAAAAUCACAUGGAAUACAGGAAGUUAAAUAAAUGUGCUGCAAUAGAUGUGGAACGGAUGGGGGGUACGAUAAAAUAAGAUUUGUGUCUUCCUACUCCUUUUGGGCACGUGGACCUGUGAAUUGAGUGAUGUGAUGUAUUCUAUUGUAGCUUGUAUUCAUGUUCAAAUAAAAUUUAAA
Messenger RNA from Dunckerocampus dactyliophorus (ringed pipefish), 4496 nucleotides. It is a transcript of the gene pla2g6, whose product is annotated as phospholipase A2, group VI (cytosolic, calcium-independent). NCBI's taxonomy places the organism in Eukaryota, Metazoa, Chordata, Actinopteri, Syngnathiformes, Syngnathidae. Gene Ontology annotation, biological process: cardiolipin acyl-chain remodeling; positive regulation of ceramide biosynthetic process. Gene Ontology annotation, molecular function: protein binding. Gene Ontology annotation, cellular component: mitochondrion. The record is from RefSeq and is a predicted model, not a curated record. The coding region runs from base 51 to 2435 and encodes 794 amino acids. The transcript has 18 exons.